CUGGCAAGGAUUUACAACUACGGGGCACAUGGAGAUGGAGGGUAAAAGUGUGAAAGUAGGCAAUGCUAGUUUUAUGGUUCAGGUAGCUCGCGUUGCUGUGGAGCUUGUGCUGCGUGAAGUUUUAUGGAAUACGGCAAAAGGCAGAUUUCGUGACAAUAUUUCUACAAGAAUUCUUUUGUUGUUGACAAUAUUUCUACUGUGUUAUUUCAAUACUGUCUCUGUCAUAUAAUAAGUGCACUUCUAGUCUCAGUCCUACGAUAAGUGCACUUCUAGAAUUUAAAAUUUAUCAUAGAACAAGUGCAUUUUAGUUAUGGGACCAUCUAGCUCUAGUAGACUUUACUACUUUCUCUGUUCACAAAAUUGCAACUAUUACAUGUUUGAACUUAAACUUCUGUUCGCUUGAGCUUAUCUGCCAAAUCUGACAGCCAUUCAACACUCACAACAAAUCAGCAAACAGUACUUUCAGCCAUGGAUCAUUAGCUAAACGAAUAGACUAAUCUUACAAGUACAUUUAUUUUAGGAUGGAGGGAGAACGACAAACAGUGAGCGAACCUUUUGGCUUGCAAUACUUGCAAUUCUGAAAACAAACUAGCAACCUUUUCAUCCCAGUUUCAGCGUGCAAUUUUUCCGGGAUGUAUUCAAGAGGGAAAGUUCAGCGUGCAAUUUCGUUUGUGCUGAUUCGUGGCCUAUAAUUUAUUUUCAAACAAGAAGGAGCUGGAUCGGAGUUGUCUGCCCAAAAAUAAGAGCACCGGCCAACCCUUUGUGGCAAGCCACAUUUCAAGGUGUCUAAAUGUGGUUAGCAGCAAACUAGCCUGCCCCAAUCUCUUUCAUCUGUUUGCUUGCUAUCCUGCAUUAGGAACUCAAACCGUCCUCUGCCAUGUUGCAUUCAACAACUUUGAACGAGACUGCCUUCCACGCUUCGCUCCGUUUCCAUCCUCGGUUGCAGCUGGAGUUGUUGGCGAUGAUGUCACAAGAGGAUUAAAGGCAACACAUAUCUGGAAAAAGAAAAAAAAAAUCACACGGCAAAACUACGUUGACAGUCCUGGGCGCGCAAUCUUGUUUGAAAUGGGAAAUAAGGGACCAGUGCCAACACAAGAAUUGACAAUCGAUGACAUCAAGAUCGACGACGAAGCACCGUCAAAGGCAGCACCACCGUCCACGUCGUCUGUUGUGAACAAGAAGAGCAAGACAGACGUGGAGCGAGAGCAGCUAUUUGGAGGAUCAAGCGAUGAUGUUCACACGCCACGGAAGAAAAGCACCCAAGAGAUCCUCACCAAAUACAAAUUCAAAGGGGACGCCGCGGCCGCCGCGGCCCACGCGAAACAAAAGCUCGUGGAGCGGCAGGAGAAACUUGCGAGAAUAACCGAGCAAUCCGCGGAGCUGGAGAGCGAAGCCGCGAACUUCGCCACCCUCGCGCAGCAGAUCAGGAAAAACACCGAGACCUGGUGGUGGAAGCGAUGAUUCCGCCGCCUGAACCUGAUGAACGCGGGGGCAUCGCAUCGGUCAUUCGGUCAUCGUAUCUCCAACAGGCAACAACAGGCAGCAGAGCUCCGCGCUGGCUGGCUGCCUACGUCGCCUUGGCCGGCUGGCUGAUCGAUCAAGCGAUGCGCUUGUAACACGCUUAGCUCAUGAUGAAGAGUAAGCAGGCUGGACGCCACGAGUCGUAUGCAUGGCUGUAACCCUCGAGUUGGUUGGUUCCUCCCUGCAAAGUCACAAAUCAGUCUAUUAUAAGCACCGGCUUUGUCGUGGUUGAUUUCUCAGUUUGUUCACCGUUUUGUCAAUCGCAGCCGACGAUUGUUGCACGGAGAGAAUCGGAGGCUGUUGAGUGUUGAGCCUCUGGAACACUUUGAACCUCUGGGCCAGGAGCGCAGCCAGGCCUCUUUGCAAGGCUAGCCCAUAUGCCGUCUCCACAUUUAGUGUAGGCAGCCCAGCUGAGCUAAAGAGAAACCAAAGAAUCAACACUAUUCUCUCGUCUAGAUACAGAUCCGAGCAGGCAAUGUAUCUUUCGUUGCAGAGAGACUCUCAGGUCGGUCAGGUCGUUAUAGCGGAAUCACUAGCUAACAUGCGGAUCGGAUAGGUAGGAAGAGAAAUAGUAGUGUACUACUAUGCUGAUGAUGAAACUUGAAAGACACCAGGA
Messenger RNA from Sorghum bicolor (sorghum), 2137 nucleotides. RefSeq lists its product as uncharacterized. Lineage: Eukaryota; Viridiplantae; Streptophyta; Magnoliopsida; Poales; Poaceae. The record is from RefSeq and is a predicted model, not a curated record. Bases 1066 to 1461 code for a protein of 131 amino acids. The transcript has 6 exons.